Messenger RNA from Phasianus colchicus (ring-necked pheasant), 6668 nucleotides. RefSeq names its product DNA damage induced apoptosis suppressor (gene DDIAS). NCBI's taxonomy places the organism in Eukaryota, Metazoa, Chordata, Aves, Galliformes, Phasianidae. Gene Ontology annotation, cellular component: cytoplasm; nucleus. Gene Ontology annotation, biological process: negative regulation of intrinsic apoptotic signaling pathway in response to DNA damage. The record is from RefSeq and is a predicted model, not a curated record.
UCUCCUCCGAGUUAGGGCAGCGCGGAGCCGCGCUGCCCGAGGCUCCGGCACCGCACAGCGGUCGCAUUGCGGCCUCCGCCUUCCGCGCCUCCCUGAGGGCUGCCGGGGAGGCGGCGCAGCCCUCGCUCCGGAGACAAAGCCCUAAGGUGAUCCAGUGAGCACAUGAGUAGUGCAAGGCAACUCUUGGCUGCCUCUGUAAUUUCUGUCCAGAACUCUUGCUUCAUCUACCCUGCUUGUCAGAGCUGCUUGUCGAGGCUGAUCCUGGACUCCAGGAGGUUUAACUGUCUUAAAUGUGGCUGCACAGGUGAAGCUGAAGAAGCAGGCUACAGAUACAGAUUGUCCCUAAAGAUUGCUGACACAAAUGAUUUGUUUGACAUUACUGUGUUUGGAAGUUGCUUAGAUCCAUUCUUUGGCGUCACUGCAGGAAAUCUGCAGAGGUGUAUUCAAGACUUUAAUCAGCUGUCAGGAGAAACAAACAAAGCUGCAUCUCCAGGAGUGUUAGUUCAAGCAGUUGAAACCUGUUUCAUUGGAAAAAGAUUUAUAUUUGGAGUGAAGGGUUAUGGAAGUGAAGAUGGAGCAUGUUCUGCUGCCAGCAGCAUCUUGCAAAACUGUUCCAGAAUUAAUAGAGGUACAAAAAACCUUAUAGCUUGCCAGAUCUUCCUGCCAAAUGCUGCUGUUACUGGCUUUACUGUCAUCAGUUACUUCCGUCGGCUCCUGCAGUCUGUGAAAUUUGGGAACAAUAAUAACAGCCCAUACUUACCUGAUGCAUCUUCAGCUCCGGUAGAUGAAUCUGUCAGUGAACUCAGCAGCUUGUCUGUUUUGAGCAGAAACUCCUGUUUUGUUCAAUCUAGUGGCAGAGAAAGUUUUUUAGGGUCCUGGCAGCAAUCCUUCAGCCUGACUUCAUCUGUUGCUUGGGUAACAGCAGAAGAUUUUCCCUCUCUGGAAGUGGGAAAGCUGGCGAGUGAACAGCAUGAAGAAGAGGGGAGGUCUGUGUCUGUAGAAUCAUGCAGUGUAAGCUUUAACAAUCAAACUCUUUUGGAUUCACAGUUUUGUAGCUCUUCAGUGAAGGAAGGGAAUAAAGAGGAAAAUGAAUUAAGAUCACAGCCUAGUCAAGCUGACAGAAUCUCUGCCACUGAUAAAUUAGAGAGAAUUUCUUCUUCAAAGACUGAGUGUUCACUUCAAAACAGUUCCUGGUUGUUAGAAAAUCCCUUAGACUUUCGAUCAAAAAUCGUUUACCCAAAGACUAAUAGUGAAAAUUAUUCUUGCCAAGAAAAAUCCCUGAAGUUGCCUUUUUAUGGGAGACAUAUCUCAGCUUCUAAUCAUGUAAAUCUAACUGGAGCAUCUCAGACAGACUCAAUGCUUUGGGAUGAACUCCCAUUCUCAGAAAGCCUAAAUGAAUUUUUAGCCAGAAUAGAACAUAAGAGUUUUGUGACAUCACCUAAUCUCAAUGCAGGUAAAUGUGGCCGCCUUGAGAGCAGCAAGUUGAGUAUAAAUUGUAACAAAUCUCAUCCCAGGCAAACCCCAGUAGCUGGUGCCUUACCUGAAGCGUCAGGGAGGUUCUUGCCAUCAGCAGAGAAGGACAGCUGGGAGAGCAUAUCAUUUGCUUGUCUAAAGGCCAGUCCAAAUCCUCUGAGUGAUGAGGUGUUGCAGCACAACUCUUUCAGUAGUGUUUUAUCUUCGGCUGACAAGGAAUGUGGAGCAUCUUGCUUUAUACCUCACUCUCAUCUACUUACUCCAUCACAGUCCCUGCAAGUAACAUCUGAGACUUCUGCUUCCAAAAGAAGCAGACAGUCCAAAGAAGCAAAUGCUAAAGUUUCAAAGUCAGCCUGUUCUUUUAUCAGCCCACCUUGUUCUGCUGAAUAUGAAGAAACUCGUAUACAAAGGAGCAAGAGAGCUACCUGUGUGCAUUCUGCACAUGACAGCUGUUUAUCUGGUAGUGAAAAUAAAGAAAAUUCUUCUCGUACACCAAACCAAAGAAAAGAUCUUAUAUUCACAGGGACAUGGGACUCUGGUCCAGCAACUCCCAGUGAUAUAAGAAGGAUACAUGAAAGAGAGAGAAAACCAUUGACAGAGCUACAUGAAAAUGCUUUCGAAAGUAUAAGUAAGAAAGAGGUGAUAUGGAAUGGGAGCUGCCCUGAAGGAAGCUACAAUGUUUCUGCUGAUCUCUUUGAUGUGAAUGCAGGUGAGGGAGCAAAAGCUGCAGAAUCCUUAAAUAAGUCAAGCAACUCUUCGAUACAGGAAGAUCCUUCAACAGAAAAGGUCACAACUCCCAAAUUGGUACUUUUUCCUGGAGAUGUUUCCUGUAACAGUUCAAAACAGACGUCCUCCCUACAUAGAACCCCUCUUGCUUUUCGUAAGCACAGUACACCAGUAACGUGCUCCUUUUAUGAUUCAGGCUGCAACGCAUUUAGUGCUCAAGACUUUGUUCCAUAUUCAGAGUCGACUCCUGUGGCAAAACCUCUGCAAAAACUGUGGCCUGCUGGGGAACACAGCCCUUCUGUCACUGUACUCACCCCUGAAAAUCCCACUAAAACGCAUUCUAAACGCAAGCGAUCUAGAUCUUCCUUUCAGAACACUCUGUUACAGCAGCUUACUGGCAGGCUAGUGAAACGUGAAAGGCUGAGCAGCAAUGAAGACUUAGAAGGUAGGAGCUCUGUUCCAUGGCAGUUCUGUAACAGCCAGUCACCUGCCAAUUUUGAGGAGUGGAUCACUCCAUCUGCAAACAAGAGAUUGAAACCAACUGCAUCUUUAAGCAUAAAACCAGCGAGCUGGGACUCACAAUUGACCUGUGAGCAUGCUGACAGGAACCCUAUUUCUGGAAGCAAAGAGAACAGUGAAAAAGAUGUGUGCUUCAGGAGUGAGAGAUUCAACUCUGUGAAUAGGGCCACGGUUCUAGCAACUCCUGUGUCUGCAGGUAUUGCCAAGGCUUUGUUUUUAAAUGACACAAUCCUGGAAAGCUGUUCUUCUUCAGAAGGAAAGAAUCUCAGCUCACGUGCAAAUUACUCAAGGGUUUCAAUGGAAGGGGCAACAGGCUGGUCUCCUGAGUUGUUCUUCCAAGCACAGAGCCCUAUUUUCCAUCAGUCAAAACAAUAAAAAAAAGGAUAUUUUUAUGCUGUGUUAUUGUGUUUUGGGAGGACUCAGUUGGAUGAAAGAACUAUUUUAAAACAACUGUAUUGUUUAUAUACUUUUUGGCAUAUGUCUUCCUAAGAUUAAUUAUAUUUAUUUGCAGAGCUUUGCACCACGCAGACGAGGAAAAGAGAAUUCUGCAAUUACUUUAUUUUGUUGUAAAUUAACUCUGAACAAUGCAAUAAAGACUUAGGUAAAUGAGUGAGCAUUUGUAAACGUGUCUCGUUUUUUUCAAAUUCAAGCGUAGUUUAGAUGUUUUUCGGCAUCCACUCAAAAGAGUGAGGAAAUGUAGCCUGUCUGGAAAUGGCAAAUGAAUUUAUAUUUUAUGCAGAAGAAAUAAAGGGAAAGAAAGCAUUACUCCUAUCACUCAGCACAGGGAAGGCACCGCUGAAAGAGUUUUUAAGAGAUUGGUAUCCUAAGCAAUAAAUUAUAUGCUUAAAACUACAGCCUGCUGCAUGAUACGAGCAUAUGAUAGCUCUGGCUCUUUAAGUGUUUGCUUGUGAUGAACUGGACAAACACCCACUUUACCACAGGGGUUUGAUCUUCGUGGAGUGAUAUGCUGGAUCUGAUGCAUCUAGCACUAAAUCACUGCCAGAACUUCUGCUUUGUGUACUGACAGUGCCUUGGCAUGAAAUGUUUCACCCAGCAUGACUUUGUUUCUUCAGUGGUAAAGAUAUCCCCAUAUUACAGUAAGCAGCAGCAUUGGUACAAGCUGAUUUGAUUUAAUUGACGGGGGGAAGUGAAAUACAGCAUGUUUAACUCUGAAGGCAAUAAAAGUGAAAAAAUACCCACCAAGUCCAUGGUUGAUUCCCUAAGAUUAGAAAGCCAUAAAUCAAGACUAGAUUUUCAGAUAGAACUGUUUCUAAGAUACCACUGAAAUGAAUGCAGAGCUGUCAGAGCCUUCUGUUUUAUGCAGGAAGGCUGCACACCAGUGAGGCCAAAAAAUCCCACUGUGUGUCAGACCCUGGGCAGAGGUGCUCUGGACGAAGGAUCUACAUGCAUGAAGACAGAGCAUUUCUGCCCCUGUGCAGGUUGUUCUCUUGUUGUUGGAAGCCUUUGUAUUCCUCCUGCAUUUCCAGUUCAUACCUAGAAGCUUGCAGCAACUUUUCUCUCUCCAAAUACCUUUUCCUGUUUUAUUGCUUCCUUGCGAAACUCGGAGCAGAUGGCCCAGCACUCAUGCCGGCCAUUUCCUAAGGAAAAGACCUUCAAAGUCAGUGGAAGAGGCAAUAAAAGAAAGACACAUGGUGGCUUCAAGCUUCACAGCUCAUUUCUCAGUGCAAGUGCAAGCAGAAGGGAAACAUCUGAUCCUCAGGAUGAGUCUGAAUGCAAACCUUACAUGUUGACCAAAAGGCUGAAGGCUUAACGUGGAAGGUGUGCUCAGUGGGGGGUUCUCUCCACCCAAAAAAGGCCGAUAAUGAGGGAAGUCCAGCUGUGGGCAUGAAAAGAGCAAGGUGAGGGCUGAAGAACCAGCAUUAUAAACCGAACAAAGAACAUAAGCCAGCUCAAACGUGGCCACCAUCCAUGCCAUCCCAGGAGUUGGAGCAGCAGCCUGUUUGCAAUGACUUCGGGUAUGGAUGCUCCCUCUGCCGAACACCACCCUCUAGUGACUGCGAUGGGCAUUUCUUUGGUGUUUCCAAUGCCGCUGUAAACGCUCUGAUUGUAAACAGAUUCCUUUCUGCUGCUUUAGUGCAAAGGGACAUCACUCCCAUGGAUGACAGCUGUACCUCUGCCCUUGCUGGGAGUGUGGGGUGCUGAACUCGAGCAGAAUCCUCAGCGGUUGUAGAUCUGAAUUGAAUCACGUCCUAAAGGGAAUCACUUUGUCUCGUAUCUAUGUUAAAAGCAACUUUGCAGAUCAAAGCUAACCAAAAUCAAUCAAAUCAGACACUUUAAACACCAGCUGGAAAGGAUUAAACAUUUAUUUACAUACAGAUACAGAUAUCAGCGAUUUCUAAGUAUAAAAAGGACAUUACAAAUAAACAUGAAGCAUCAUACAUUCAUCAUCAUAGUCAUCCAAAAUACAUUCCUUUCUCAACCCCACUGUACCACACUUGACAACGGGAACUUGGAAAUAAAUGGACAGGUCCAAUGCUUCCGACAGGCCACUAUUCCCAGUUUGGUGACCUCUAACACCUCCCCUCCCCAAAGGCCGUGCUGUCCCAGCCACCCAACAUCAAGGGCCUGACUGAGAGCAGCUCAUUCUCUCUACUGAAAUGGUUGUGCUUGAUCAGCAAGAAGCGUGUCCGCUCCUCAUCCUCCUGGCCACAUGUUCAGGGCAUUUGAGCAAUCAGGGUUCUUGCUAAAAUUCUGUACAUUGUGCUAAAUUCACAAUUACUGGGGGAAAAGACAGCGGGUCUUUGCAAGACAGCCAAAUGUGUGGGAAAAGCUCCAGCCCAGGAAAUUCCUUUAAUGCUGUGAUUUCACUGGCAUGGAAGCUGCAAACAAAAUGCAGCUUUUAGGGCUUCAGCAGGCUUCUAAACUACAAUUCAAGCUGCAGAUGAUGGUGUAAAAUGUACUUUGUUCACGGUGUAAAAAGAAUUACGUGCUCCAGGAUUGAUUUGGUAGUAAUCAACACUGAGAGCAAUUCAGUUUUUCUUUUGUGGAAGUGAAAACACCUUGAUAAGAUCGCUAAGAAUUAUCAGAGCUUUUCAGGAAAGGAAAAACGUUUUAGACUUAAAAAGCCAAACGUGAGGCAGAGUACAGAGAACUUGUCAGUUCGGUAACAUGACAAAGGGAAACAAGCCAGGAAACAGAAAAUUAAAAUGCCUACUCAACAUAUUAAUGGAUUCAAAGCAGAUCUGGGUGAGUCUUUCUGUACAGAUCAAAGGCAGCUGGGGAAAAAACCCUCAUCAUCUGCAAAUUCACAGAAGAGCCGAAUGUGCGCAGCAGAACAGAGUGAAGUGGGAAUAAAAGCGGAGCAGAAAGAGGCCCGUCCUGCACUGACAGCUGAGUGACUGCAGCUGCUCCCAUCCCAGCAGGCUGAGUUAUUUGUUUUUCUUUUGUAAACAGCUGUGGGGAAUGAAAGGGAUGUGACAUAGCUGCGGCGCAUCUCAUUAUGCUGAAAACUGCACAUUUCAAACUAUUUCUCUAGAAUCCAGAGAGUGAGAGAGGCUCAAAGCCAGCACAGCAACAAGCACCAGAUCUUCUCCCUGCUUUCAUUAGGUGGCCUUUUCUCCCCCAGAAUGUUGGCUUAAGGAGCUGUUUUUCUCUCCAGCGCUACGUUUACAUUCAUGUGACACCAGAGCCCUUGAUCACAUCCUCUGAAAGGGUAAGAGUAGUUUAGAGAAAUGAAACAUCCCGAGAGGGCCGCACACGGAUCAUGAAGCCCAACUGCUGGCUCCGUGCAGGACCACCCAAUAUCCAAACCCAAUUUCUGACAGCACUGUGCAAUGCUCCCUGAGCUCCAGCAGCUCCAUGCCCACUGUCCUCUGAUGCAGACCCUUUCUUUCACCCCCACCCGCCCCUCCCCUGUCACAGCUCCAUGCCGUUCCCUCGGGCCCUGUUGCUGUCACACAGAGCAGAGCCCAGCUGCCCUCCGCUCCCUG